Emericellopsis atlantica is the source of this 1867-nucleotide messenger RNA. Its product is annotated as deubiquitination-protection protein dph1. Gene Ontology annotation, cellular component: cytosol. Lineage: Eukaryota; Fungi; Ascomycota; Sordariomycetes; Hypocreales; Bionectriaceae. Gene Ontology annotation, biological process: ubiquitin-dependent protein catabolic process. Gene Ontology annotation, molecular function: polyubiquitin modification-dependent protein binding. The coding region runs from base 419 to 1774 and encodes 451 amino acids. The record is from RefSeq and is a predicted model, not a curated record. The transcript has 2 exons.
CCUUUACCUUCCUACCAGUAGACAGAACUUUGCGUGAUACCUUAGGAUCGGCCAAUUGCUGGUGUCCCUGAAUGAUUAAUGAAUGGCAUUUCGGACUACGCUGCAAUGCGUCAUUGGACGCAGGCCUGCCCCACGUUUGUCCUCGGGGUGUGUCGACAGAGAAACAACGACGGGCGAGAACAGCCCAGAUUGCCCCCAGCCAAAGCGCAACUCUUGACAACUCUCCUCCCACCUCCAUCAUCUAAUCUUUCUCCAUCCUUACCAGAUACUCUUGCACAAGACACGCAAGGUCAAGAGAAGAUACGAGCAGAGUGCGAGGUAGCUACUGCUUAAUACUGGUACCCACCCCAGCCGCACAAGUCACUACUCCCCGCCACCCCUCUUCGUCUCGUCACAUCAGCAGAAAGCGAACAACAGCAUGGCCGACAACACAGAGGCGAGCAGCGAUGCUCAGGUCACUUUCAAGGUCAAGACCUCGGGCGACCACACCCACACAAUCAUCAUGGCUGAGAGCGCCACCGUGCUCGACCUCAAGAAUAAGCUCGCGACCGAAGCCUACGAGAACAUCGCUGUCGAGCGCCAGCGCCUCAUCUACUCGGGACGCGUGCUCAAGAACGACGACACACUGGGCUCGUACAAGAUCAAGCCCAACAACACAAUCCACAUGGUCAAGAGCGCGGCCAGCAACCCCACGCCCCAGCCUGCGAACGCCGCGAGCUCGACCCCCACCUCGACAGGCGUUCCAACCAAUAUGGCGGCGGGAACGGCCAACAACCCGCUCGCCAACCUCACGGGUGCGCGGUAUGCUGGCCAUGGUAUCAACAUGCCCGGUAUGGACAUGUUUGGCCCUGACGGCGGGAUGAGCGGGCCCAUGAUGGAUGAGGAUAGCAUAUCGCGUAUGAUGGAGAACCCCAACGUCCAGCAGCAGAUGAACGAGGCUCUCAACAACCCCGACUUCAUCAACAUGAUGAUCGAGUCCAACCCCAUGCUACGCAACGUGCCCAAUGCGCGCGAGAUCCUGCAGUCGCCGUUCAUGCGGCAGAUGAUGACGAACCCCGAGAUGAUGCGGUCGGCGAUGCGGAUGCAGCGAAACAUGCAGCCGGGGGGCAACUCAGCCUUUCCCGCGCCCGGUGCGACGGACACAACCCCGUCUGGGGCGGCGGCGAAUGAUGGUGGCAACAAUGCGAGCGCACAAGGCCAACCGCCGAAUCCAUUCGGCGGGCCGUCGCUGGCCGAUAUGAUGAUGGGCGGGAUGGGCGGACAGGGCGGUGCUGGUCAGGGUGGCCAGGGGAUGGACGCCCUCUUUAACAUGAUGCGCGCUGGGCAGGGCGCCACCGCGACUGGUCAGGCCCCAAACCAGGGCGCCGGCGCGACACCAGAAGGGGCGACGGGCCAGAGCCAAGGACAAGGACAAGGCCAAGGACAGGAGGGUGCUCAGCAGAAUCCGUUUGCGGGUAACCCAUUUGCUGCGCUCCUAGGCGGAGGCGGCGGCGCGGGCGGCGCUGGUGCUGGCGCUGGUGGCUUUGGCGGACUGCCCCCUCCCAACCCCGAAAUGAUGCAGCACAUGUUGCAGAUGCUCGGAGGUGGCGGUGCCGGCGCUGGAGGCGCCCAAGCACCGGCCGACAACCGACCUCCCGAGGAGCGUUACGCCGACCAGCUCCGCCAGCUGAACGACAUGGGCUUCUUUGACUUUGAUCGCAACGUGGCUGCGUUGCGCCGCAGUGGAGGCAGCGUACAAGGGGCCAUAGAGUACCUCUUGACGGCGACAGACUGAGGUGGAGGAGGGAGUGGUGCGUGUCUUGUUUUUAUUUGAUUUUCCUUCUUCUCAGAGCGAGGGCUACGAUCAUCGGAGCAUGACAAGGGAGGG